Penicillium cinerascens is the source of this 1173-nucleotide messenger RNA. RefSeq lists its product as uncharacterized. The record is from RefSeq and is a predicted model, not a curated record. NCBI's taxonomy places the organism in Eukaryota, Fungi, Ascomycota, Eurotiomycetes, Eurotiales, Aspergillaceae. Bases 1 to 1173 code for a protein of 390 amino acids. The transcript is spliced from 4 exons.
AUGAGACGAGUUCUGCAGGUCCUUGCUUGUUGCCUUAUUUGCCCCCUAAUCGUCUCCGCAGAAGCUGAUCCGAAGUACAACGCAUCUUUUCCAUUCCGACCGAGCAAUGUGACAGGACUGACUGAACUCUACCUUUGGGUUGGAUCAUAUUACAAUGCCACAACGAAGAUAGAGUUCACACCUAAGAUCGGAUCGACAACCAACACAUCGGUAUGCAAAAAUCUCCAAGGCCAAACGUUCACUGCGGAGUUUCAAUCGUUCCUCGCUAUUACCGAAAGAGGUCCUUACAAUGCCGGCUCAAACCCAGUAAAUGCGCUUUUGACCCUCUGGAACUCAGGCACAAAUCUUUCAUCGCUCUCAAGCUCCACCACCACGUUUCCAUGGACCUCAUCAUCCCUUCGAUGGUAUCUCGAAUCUGCCCCUUGGGUACUCUAUGCAACUAAUACCACGACCGAAAGCGACUCGCCCACCGCCCUCCAUGAUAUCUUCAACUUGACCUUAUCGCCUCGCGCCAAGGAAGCUCCAUAUAAUCUGACAGGCAUCAUCAAGAAUGCAGACGCAAGGCUGGAUACCUUCGAUUUGGAUCUAAGAUCUUGCAAUACUUCCAUUGAAAGCAGCCAAAAUUAUAUGUCGCUCAUUGAUCGCGACUGGUCUAACAAUGCUGGUUGGAACUGGACAUAUCCAUCAGUUGACCUACAAUUUGACAGCCAAACAGCAAAUUUUACUGUGAAUGGAUAUGCCGCUGCCUUUCCGUAUUGGCUUUCCUCUACUGCAAGUGGCGAACAUAGACAAUUAGGCCCGGAUGAGGUACAGGGAACAAUAAAGAUUUCCUUCUUCGGGGUUAUCGACCCCUACCAUUCCGAUACCCUGGUAAACACCAGCACGACGCCUACUUGGCUGAGAACGGUGGGAUUUGGAAACAAUUCCAUGAACAUCGGCUACGAUAGUGGGGCUCUUGGCUGGCCUCGUGCAUCGCAUUGGGAGGCCACUAAGCGUCACGGAACUGCUUGGUUCGGCAAGCUGGAUGCCAAGCCCCCGAAGGAAUGCACGGAACCCUGUGCCUCGUACCUGGGAUGCCAGAGUGUCAAUUUCCACCAGCGAACGAAGAAGUGCUACCUUGGAAAGCGUACUUCAAAGCCUACUCUUGACGCUCCGAGCUGGGCUACGGCUUAA